AUCUCAGCCUGGGGGUGCGAGGGGUCUGGGCUCGGCGUUGGUCCCUGGGGAUGUGGAGAGCAGGCAGCAUGUCGGCGGAGCUGGGAGUCGGGUUUGCACUGCGGGCAGUGAACGAGCGCGUGCAGCAGGCGGUGGCACGGCGGCCGCGGGAUCUCCCAGCCAUCCAGCCCCGGCUAGUAGCAGUCAGCAAAACCAAACCUGCAGACAUGGUGAUUGAAGCCUACAGUCACGGCCAGCGUACUUUCGGGGAGAACUACGUUCAAGAACUGCUAGAAAAAGCAUCAAAUCCUAAAAUUCUUUCUUCAUGUCCUGAGAUCAGAUGGCACUUCAUUGGCCACCUACAGAAACAAAAUGUCAACAAAUUGAUGGCUGUCCCCAAUCUCUUCAUGCUGGAAACAGUGGAUUCUGUGAAGUUGGCAGACAAAGUGAACAGUUCGUGGCAGAAAAAAGGUUCUCCUGAAAGGUUAAAGGUUAUGGUCCAGGUUAACACCAGUGGAGAGGAGAGUAAACACGGCCUUCUGCCUUCAGAGACAGUAGCCGUGGUGGAACACAUAAAUGCCAAGUGCCCCAGCCUGGAAUUCGUGGGGCUGAUGACCAUAGGAAGCUUUGGCUAUGAUCUUAGUCAAGGACCAAAUCCGGACUUCCAGGUGUUACUGUCCCUCCGAGAGGAGCUGUGUAAGAAGCUGAACAUCCCCACUGAGCAGGUUGAGCUGAGCAUGGGCAUGUCCAUGGACUUCCAACAUGCAAUUGAAGUGGGAUCUACGAAUGUCCGAGUAGGAAGCACCAUUUUUGGAGAGCGAGAUUACUCCAAGAAACCUGCCCUGGACAAGUCAGCAGCCGACCUGAAGGCACCGGUGGAAGUGGCACAGGGACACUGAGGCCAGGGCCUGUCCAGGAGGACGAACUCUGCACUCAGCUGGAUUUCCGUCUUGACAGUCCCUGUGUUACAGCACGGCCGUGCCCUCCUUGUGACCUGCAGAGAGCGUGCUGAUGAUGACGUGUGUUGACUGAAACCAUCUGUACUUAGGGUCCGACCCAAGAAGUUCACUUCAGGUAGUGGCUGUGG
Molecule: messenger RNA, 1066 nt
Organism: Odobenus rosmarus divergens (Pacific walrus)
Lineage: Eukaryota; Metazoa; Chordata; Mammalia; Carnivora; Odobenidae
Gene: PLPBP
Product: proline synthetase co-transcribed homolog (bacterial)
Exons: 8
Coding region: 51-878 (275 amino acids)
Cellular component (GO): intracellular anatomical structure
Molecular function (GO): pyridoxal phosphate binding
Source: RefSeq, a predicted model, not a curated record